CUGCGCGCUUCAGCCCGGCCCGGCUCGGCUCGGCUCGGCUCGGUUCGGCUCGGUUCGGCUCGGUUCGGCUCGGCGGGGUCCGGCCAAUAAUGGCGGCGUCCGUUUUUUGCUGCCUCCGUUGGUGCCGGGAUGGCGGUGCUGGUCACAUUCCGCUGAAGGAGAUGCCGGCUGUGCAGCUGGACACGCAGCGUAUGGGAACAGAUGUCGUCAUUGUUAAAAAUGGCAGAAGGAUAUGUGGCACAGGAGGCUGCCUCGCCAACGCACCCCUACAUCAGAACAAGAGCUAUUUUGAGUUCAAAAUCCAGUCCACAGGCAUUUGGGGUAUCGGAGUUGCAACCCAGAAAGCAAACUUGAAUCAAAUUCCACUUGGCCGGGAUGUCCAUAGCCUGGUGAUGAGGAAUGAUGGAGCUCUGUAUUACAACAACGAGGAGAAAAACAGACUACCAGCCAACAGCUUGCCACAGGAGGGCGAUGUGGUGGGCAUCACAUAUGACCAUGUAGAACUAAAUGUAUAUUUAAAUGGGAAGAACAUGCACUGUCCAGCUUCAGGUAUCCGAGGGACUGUCUAUCCAGUUGUCUAUGUUGAUGACAGCGCCAUUCUGGAUUGUCAGUUCAGUGAAUUUUAUCAUACACCUCCACCAGGCUUUGAAAAGAUCCUCUUCGAACAGCAAAUCUUCUGAAUGUCAACGAGAUACUUUAGUAUUUGUAGCCUGUGUUGGACUGAAGAAAACCUGCUGGUCUGACUGCCUGCAUGAGUCAGCAGAAGUGCUGCUUAUCUCCCAUGCGGUCCAAGUGUCUGACACUUCCAGGGAAGAGGAAUAGUUGCUCAGACAAUGGAAUUUCCUUUGCUGCAGUCGAGAGGUGGGCUGGGGAUUAAAUGAGAUCAGAAGGAGGUUCUCAUGGGGAACGGCCUGCUAAAAUGCCAGAAAUUCCAUGUGACGAGAAGUGCAUAAAUAAACCUAGUGCCACUUUUUCCCUUAUUCCAGAACCUGUCAAGAAAAAAGAAUUGCAUCGUUGUGUGUAUGUAUUUAAUACCGGGAGAGCAAAAAUAGAAACCAAGUUGCAUCUGUGGAAAGCGCUGGCACAUUUAAGAGACAAGACGGUUCCUAGCUCUCAGGAACACGAAGGUUUGA
Messenger RNA from Coturnix japonica (Japanese quail), 1133 nucleotides. It is a transcript of the gene SPRYD7, whose product is annotated as SPRY domain containing 7. Lineage: Eukaryota; Metazoa; Chordata; Aves; Galliformes; Phasianidae. The record is from RefSeq and is a predicted model, not a curated record. Gene Ontology annotation, molecular function: protein binding.